Messenger RNA from Hemibagrus wyckioides, 1846 nucleotides. Its product is annotated as origin recognition complex subunit 4-like. The record is from RefSeq and is a predicted model, not a curated record. The coding region runs from base 821 to 1654 and encodes 277 amino acids. Gene Ontology annotation, cellular component: nuclear origin of replication recognition complex; nucleus. Gene Ontology annotation, molecular function: DNA replication origin binding. Gene Ontology annotation, biological process: DNA replication initiation; DNA replication. The transcript is spliced from 6 exons. Lineage: Eukaryota; Metazoa; Chordata; Actinopteri; Siluriformes; Bagridae.
AAAACGAAAACAAACUGGAAAAAUAAAGAAAACUGAAGAGCUGACUAAGAAGCAACAUGAAAAGAAAAAAAGACAGUGGUCAGUUAUUUUUUAGUGCCAUGGUAAAAUGCUUCAUGUUUUUUAGGUAAACGUUGAAAUGUUGUCCUGUUUAUUCCUGUUUUAAUGUUUUUCUUAUACAAGGUAUAAGAAAAAGUAUACAAGGCUCAGUAUAAAUCUCAGACUAGUAUACUUAUUAUCAUUACCCAAAUAAUUAACCUCAUUACUGAAACCUAUAUAUCAUUACUGAAACUCAUGAUUAUUAGAUGUUAAUUUAAUUAAUAGAGAUAUAGUACUUUGAUGUUAAAUGCAUGUGCAGAAUCUUAAAAUGAUGUUCUCUCAGGUUUGUCACGUCAUUCUGAAAAAAUGUCAGGUUUCUUCAAAAUAUAAAGAAAAAAUGUUUGUAAAUUGUGGACGGUGUUGCGGUAAUGAGAGAAAUCAGUCAAAAUUUAAAAAACUGUUAAAUUAAAAAUAAAUAUUAUUUCAGAACUUGAAGUAACUGUGCAUGACUAUUAAUAAUCCAUUUUUAAAACUGUGAAAAUGUAUUUGCUUUUCUAUCAGUGUUAAUGUUUUCACAGUGUUGCAGUAAUGAGAUUUUUUAGGACUUAUUUUGGAAAUUAUGUUCAAAAAGGUGUUAAAUGGUAAGUAAAAGUUUUUAAAUUAAUGUUCACAAACACUCCAGACUUUGUUGCUAAUGUCUAAAAAAAAAAAGUUAAUUUAAGCAUUUUUAAAAUUUUCAUGUUUGAAAUUUUUAAAACCAAGAUUUCGUGAGAAUCACCCAGAUAUGUGUGUAAAUGUUUGUAGAGGAAGUGUUGGAGUAUGCUGUAAAAACAUCGAUUUUAAAGUACUAUCCGCUGUCGUCUGCACUCUGCAUGCUAAUCUUUGUUUUAAAAUUGUUCUUCUGAUGUCUGAAGGUCCAGAGAGUGCUGAGGGUAAACCCAUGGGCUUGGAAUCGAAGUACAAGCACCUGUUGGAGCUGUUAAGGAGGACAGCGGUUCACGGUGAGAGUAACUCUUUGCAUAUCAUCGGUCCAUGUGGAUCUGUUAAAACCAUGCUGCUACGUUGUGCUCUGAGAGAGCUGCUGGACUUGCAGGAGGUGAAGAUGAAUGUCCUGCAGGUUCACCUGAGCAGUCUGCUGCAGAUGGACGACCGGAUCGCUCUGAGAGAGAUCACACGCCAGCUUCAACUGGAGAACGUCGUAGGAGACAAAGUGUUGGUGAGUGUGUUCCAGAUGUCUGUCUUCCUCCCUGUCUGUCUGUCUGCAGGUGAUAAAAGCAGCAGUCAGCCAGUGUUCUUCAUCCUGGAAGAGUUUGAUCUGUUUGCUCAUCAUAAGAACCAGACGCUGCUGUACAACCUGCUGGAUGUUUCUCAGUCUGCUCAGGCUCCUGUAGCUGUGGUGGGACUCACCUGCAGACUAGACGUUCUUGAGCUCUUGGAAAAGUGUGAGAAGUCUCGUUUUUCCCACAGACAGAGUCACCUGUUGAGUUCUCUGACUUUCCGUCAGUAUCGAGACGCCUUUCGGUCCGAGCUCACGCUGCAGGAUGACUUCCCCGACAGCAAGUUCUCUCAAGAGUGGAACCUCUGCGUCUCGGUACGACACACCGCAUCACGAACCUGAACUGAAGUGUUACACUGCUCACAUGUGAACAUACACACUGCUGGAGGAAGCUCACGUGUUUUCCUCGAUUGUACAUAGCACGUGUUCUCUCUCCUCGUCUUCCUCACCACUGAUGAUGAUGAUGAUGAUGAGGGAGUAAUUAUAAUGAUCCAAUUCUAACCAUGACAACCAUGAUUUGACCAAGCAUGACCA